AUGGCACUAUGGAAUAUGGAUUUUGGUGUUCUGCUUUCUUUGCUCCUCUUCGGCUUCCUAAUUUCUCCUUCUUCAGGUAAACCUGAUGGAGUGUGCAUUUCCCCGGGUGGCCGGUUUCCUCCAUUCUCAUCUGAAGGGAAACCUCCAAGAAAAGUAAAUAGGGGUCCCAAAGAUUUGACUCUUUGCAGGGUGUUCCGUAGGAACACAUGUUGUGAUGUUGCCCAAACACAUCCAGCUUUGUUAUCUAUAAGAAGGUUGGCUUCUGCAGGAGAAGCCAGCCAAGAGUGCAUGCAAUUAUGGGAGCUUUUGGAAUGCUCCAUCUGUGAUCCACAUGUUGGUGUUCAGCCUGGACCUCCUGUUGUAUGUGCUUCUUUUUGUGAUAGGGUCUUUCAGGCUUGCUCAAAUGCGUAUUUCUCUAUGGAUCCAAAGACCCUGGUCCUGUCUCCAUGCGGAUUAAGUGACUUUGUUUGUGGUAGAGCUUCUGAGUGGGCCUCUAACGGUACAGAGCUCUGCCAACAUGCAGGUUUUACUAUUAAAACGUCUGAGGAAAGCCACCAGGGUACUGAGGAACCAUCUUGCUACGGAGGGAAAGCCAGUUUAGAUUCCAUUGCAGAUUCAUGGAAAGCUUCACAAUCUGGGGUGUCUCAGAAGGUUGAGAACGCAGGGUUAUUUGAAGAUUUUAAGCAGUGGUUGAGGGAAAUGCCAUUUAGUGAAAGAGUAUCAUGGGCAGUUGGAGGGAUGGCGCUCACAACGGGACUUUUGUUUGUGAGCAAAAGGAAGAGCCACAACAAGCACCAAAAGCAAGCAGCAAUUCUUCGCACUGCUAAGAGACUGGAAGCUAAGAUGAGCCAGCAGCCGACUCCAACUAGUCAACGGAAAAGGAAGUGAAGAAGACACCGAGAUCUUUUGUGACACUCCGCAAACAUUUCCUCUGUUAAUUUAUCGGUUAGCCUUACAAUCUUUCAUUAUCAUCUAUAGUGUUGUUUUCUUACACAGUAUCGGUGAUUAAUUAAGAGCUUAAUUUUUCAAUUUUGGUUCAA
This is a messenger RNA of Telopea speciosissima, 1040 nucleotides long. RefSeq lists its product as uncharacterized. Lineage: Eukaryota; Viridiplantae; Streptophyta; Magnoliopsida; Proteales; Proteaceae. The record is from RefSeq and is a predicted model, not a curated record. The coding region runs from base 1 to 888 and encodes 295 amino acids. The transcript has 4 exons.